This is a messenger RNA of Annulohypoxylon truncatum, 1931 nucleotides long. RefSeq names its product acid protease. The record is from RefSeq and is a predicted model, not a curated record. Gene Ontology annotation, biological process: proteolysis. Lineage: Eukaryota; Fungi; Ascomycota; Sordariomycetes; Xylariales; Hypoxylaceae. Gene Ontology annotation, molecular function: aspartic-type endopeptidase activity. The coding region runs from base 347 to 1903 and encodes 518 amino acids. The transcript has 3 exons.
UCUUGGGUCGAUUCGUCAUCUUUCCUUAACUAUCCGGCUUUCCAAUGACGGUCCUUAAUCUUUAAUAUUAUAAUAUCUAGACCAGAGAGUCUGGUACUCUUGGCCCGUGAAUCGCCAGGAGCAAACUGCAUCGACGCACCCGAUUGUCCUUGUAACGCCUUGCUUACUUCUUUAGCAAGCUUCUUUGUUCGAACCGGCUUUACGUUGCUUAGUCCAGAUGUGUGCGCGGGCUUAGUUUACUAUCAAUUGCCUAUAUAGCGACCAACCUGGCGAGGAACCCGAGACGUCAGGUAUUUCUAACGGGGGGAGUAGGUUGUGUUGGGAUCACGCUGCGGAACUUUUCAAUAUGCAUCGGAGCUUAACGUUGAUCCAGCUCUUGUUAUGGGUUACCGGGAUCCAUGCUUUCUUCCAGAUUCCCAGGACCGGCUUAGACGAACGAGGCCAUGGAGACGAAGCGAAACUUAACAAGCCAAACCCUCAGCUUGGAUUUGUGACAUUCAAAUUGGUCCCGAAGCAAGCUAGUGCUAAAGAGGUUCUCACGGACAAGAUCACAAGAGUCGUUCAUAGUCUAGCCUCCAAGUAUGGAUCCAAAGUACCGACGCGGUCUACUUCCUACGAAGAUGCAGCCCUGCUCAACCGAGACAACGACUACAACGUAGUCAGUGCUGUCAAACCUACUGCUAGCAACGCCGUGGGUAUCGACCAAGAUGGAACCGACUACUCGUACUUCAUCGAAGCCAACUUUGGCUCUGAAGGGAAAUCAAUGUACAUGCUUGUGGAUACCGGAGCUAGUACGACCUGGGUCAUGGGCUCGGGUUGCACAUCUAGUGCUUGCACAAAGCACAACACCUUCGGGCCCAACGAUUCGAAAACGUACAAUGAUACCGGAAGCAACUACUCUGUCGAAUACGGCUCCGGUGAAGUAAGCGGUCAUGUUAUCUCGGACUCCAUCUCCAUCGCCGGACUAAAGGUGACGAUGCCAUUCGGAGUUGCCAAUGUCACCUCAGAUCAGUUUUCUCAGUUCCCCUUCGAGGGCAUUUUAGGAUUAUCUAUGGUAUCAAACACAUGGCUUGCCUACGUCAGGGACGCCAAGUUGAUCCAAUCCAACGUCUUUGGGAUUGCGUUAGCCAGGAACAGCGACGGUACCAAUGAUGGAGAAAUAGCUUUUGGUGCUCCAAAUAAGGCAAAAUAUACGGGUGACAUUUCAUACACGCCUAUCCAAUCCGGAAACAGUUGGGCUAUUCCUAUGGACGACGUGUUAUAUGAUGGCAAUUCGGCCAACGUAAAGGGUCGACAAGCGUAUAUUGACACUGGCACGACCUUUGUUUUUGGACCCCCUGACGAUGUUAAGGCUCUGUAUGCCUUGGUGCCCGGCUCUCAGACCACUGACAAGGGCCAAACAUGGACUGUUCCAUGCAACAGUAAUGCCUCUGUCUCCUUCAGCUUUUCGGGACAGACCUAUAUGGCCUCGGCUAAAGACUUUACGUCUGCUCCGAAUAGCGACGGUACUUGCCUCGGCAACGUGUACGGCAUGGAGUUUGUGCCUGGGGCUUGGCUACUUGGGGAUAUGUUUCUGAAGAACGUCUACAGCGUAUUUGAUGUGGAUCAGAAACGAAUUGGAUUCGCCGCUAGAGCAGCUUCCAGCAGCAGUACUAGUAGCCCCAGCGUAACAACAAUAGUAUCUUCGGACGGUUCGACGACCAUUAGCACGACAACCCCGACGGCUACGUCAAGCGAUGCUGGUGUUGGCCUUGUUCCCCACGAGACGACGACAGGCACAGAUAGUACAACUGGAACGGCAGCGAGCAGCUCUCCUAGCACGGAAUCUUCAGGCCAGAGAUUACGUGGAUCAGACGCAUACGCCUUAAUCUCCAUUAUCUCGAUGAUCGCUAUGAUUAUUUGAUCGGAUAUAACUGGAGGAUUUUCAGACA